Messenger RNA from Salvia hispanica, 1240 nucleotides. Its product is annotated as cysteine proteinase mucunain-like. Gene Ontology annotation, biological process: proteolysis. The record is from RefSeq and is a predicted model, not a curated record. Lineage: Eukaryota; Viridiplantae; Streptophyta; Magnoliopsida; Lamiales; Lamiaceae. Gene Ontology annotation, molecular function: cysteine-type peptidase activity.
CCUAAAACCUAACAAUGACAUCGAUUGCAAAAUCACUGCUCUUCCUCUCGCUCUUCCUCACGCAGGCAUUCGCUGCCAACAUGUCGAUCAUCUCCUACGACGAGAAGGAGCUGACGGCGAUGUUCGAGUCGUGGAUGGUGAAGCACGGCAAGUCGUACAACUCCCCAGGCGAGAAGGAGAAGCGAUUCCAGGUUUUUAAGGAGAAUCUGAGGUACAUCGAGGAGCAGAACGCCGUCGAGGGGCGGACCUACAAGUUAGGUCUCAAUUGCUUCGCCGAUCUGACCAAUCAGGAGUACCGGAGGAUAUAUCUCGGGACGAGGCCACGGAGGCUCGCCGCGACGAAGAGCGAUCGCUAUGCGUUGAGGGACGGCGAUGUCUUGCCUGACUCAAUUGACUGGAGGACCAAGGGCGCGGUUGCUCCGGUGAAGGAUCAGGGCACCUGUGGAAGCUGCUGGGCAUUCUCUACAAUUGCUGCUGUAGAAGGUAUCAACCAGAUCAAAACUGGAUCUUUGAUCUUGCUUUCCGAGCAAGAACUGGUGGACUGUGAUAAGUCUUAUAACCUAGGGUGCAGUGGUGGUCUCAUGGAUUAUGCAUUUGAGUUCAUUAUCAAAAAUGGUGGGAUUGACUCCGAAGAAGAUUAUCCUUACAUGGGAAGGAAUGGCAAAUGUGAUACUGACAAGAAAAAUACCAAAGUUGUGUCGAUCGAUGGUUAUGAAGACGUACCUGUAUAUGAUGAGAAGGCGCUGCAGAAGGCAGUUGCCAACCAACCAAUUAGUGUUGCCAUUGAUGCCGCUGGUAUGGACUUUCAGCAUUAUCAAUCAGGUAUAUUCACUGGGAAGUGUAGGACGAGUUUGGACCACGGUGUGGUUGUUGUUGGGUAUGGCACUGAAAACGGAACGGACUAUUGGAUCGUUAGAAACUCUUGGGGUUCAAGCUGGGGAGAGGAGGGCUAUCUUAGGAUGGAGCGCAACGUUGCAGAUAAGGCUGGUCUUUGUGGGAUUGCCAUAGAGCCCUCGUACCCAACCAAGACAGGCGCAAACCCCCCUAACCCGGGUCCAUCUCCUCCAUCCCCACCACCAAAGCCAUCAGUCUGAGACGAAUACUAUGAAUGCCCUGAGAGCACGACCACCUGAAGUAGAUAUAAAUAGUACUACUCCAUAGUCGUAGUAGCUAGUAAAACGACAAUUGAGCAUUUGUUAGCAUGGUAAUCAAGGGAGAUUCAAAGAUUUAGCAUCCCAUA